Symbiodinium natans is the source of this 1080-nucleotide messenger RNA. The record is from the annotation of a GenBank genome assembly. NCBI's taxonomy places the organism in Eukaryota, Dinophyceae, Suessiales, Symbiodiniaceae.
AUGCUCCGCAUUCACCCACCCAUGGCACGUGGCAGCCGCGCUUUCCGCUGGGGCCGCGUGCUGCAGGUGGUGCUGUGGCCUGCCAUGGCUGCCAGCCUCGCGUUCAGCUGCGUCCCCCGCCGUGCUGGCGCGGGAACUGUGACGACAAGCCGGAGCUGGCGACAGGUCCAUGAGGAGGCCAAGGGCUUGGAGCAGCGCCUCAAGGCCGCGAUGCUGGAGAGCAGCCAGAGGGUACGGGAACUGGACGCCAUGUUCUUAGAUGAGCCCACGAAGCCCAAGAAGCGGCAGAAGACGCCGGCGGAGCUUCAGGAGGAGAAGAAGGCGCGGGAGGUAGAGAAGGAGUUGGAUCCGCUCGGGUGGGGCCGCAUGCUCAAGGCGCGAGCACCGGAGCCUCUCUUUCCAGAUGUGGAGGCGAACCCGCCCAUACUGGCUGGAGAGUUCGCGAACGAAGAGCCCAUUGUGGGCAUGUACUCUUCCAGCCCCAGCUGCAGCAUCCCGGCCCGUGUCUACCGCGAGGAUCUCCUGCAGAGCGCCCGGGAUGAUCCGUCAGCCUCCAAGGAGGAGAACGAGCUCUGGCAGAAUGCCGUCGAGCUCCUCACUCAGACGCUUGAGCCCAUGUGGCCGGAGGCCGAGGAGCGUGUGAUGGCACUGGUCACAGCGGAGUACAAGGCCGAGCAACGGCGCGAUGCCAAGUUGGGCCAGGUCCGCAAGCGCGUGCUGCAAAUGAUGGUCAAGGCCAACACCGGCCUGCGGUCCGAGGAGGAGCUCGACCGGCUGCUGACAAUCCUUCAGACCGACGAGCGCCUUCUCAAGUACCUCGGCCUACUGGAAAAAUGCUGUUUCGAGGCGGAGAAGAUUCAGGGGCGCAUGGACAAGCGCCAGCAGCAGUUCCGGAAGAGCCGGGAGGCCAGCUACGCCCAGGAGCGAGCCGAGGAGGCAGUCGUGGACGUCUUCGCGAGGGCCCAGGGCCUGGAGUUGCGCAUCCAAGCGUGUUGCAGUGCAGCCGAGGAGCUGCCAGAGACGUACGAUUCCAUGGACGACAUGGGCGACUUCUUCAACAACCUCAACCCUUUUCGCUAG